Molecule: messenger RNA, 536 nt
Organism: Phanerochaete carnosa HHB-10118-sp
Lineage: Eukaryota; Fungi; Basidiomycota; Agaricomycetes; Polyporales; Phanerochaetaceae
Exons: 4
Coding region: 82-399 (105 amino acids)
Source: RefSeq, a predicted model, not a curated record
CUUGCCUCCCGCUGCAUCGCGUUGCAAAGCUACCGUCUCGCGCCUCGCUGUUUCCCCGCAUCGUCGUUCAGAGCCCAGCAUAUGUCUUCACCUCAGGCGGGUCCGGUCGAACUGUCAAUCCGUGAGAAGCUGACAGCGCUCCUCAGCCCUUCCGAGCUCAAGAUUAGUAACGAUUCCUGGCAGCACAGACACCAUGCUGCCAUGAAAGCUCAGGGCGGCGGAAGUGGAGAAACCCAUUUCUCUAUUGAUGUUGUUUCGGAUGCCUUCAAGGGCAAGGCGACGAUGCAACGACACCGAAUGAUCUACGCGGCGCUUACUGACGAGUUCGCGCAAGGACUGCAUGCACUGUCCCUGAAAACCAGAACGGGGGAAGAACUGCGUAAGAGCGCUUCCGAUUAAGUACCACGGUCAGGGAUCCUGUGCCGUCCCCGAACCGGCGCGUGCAGUUCGACAUGUGGGCAGACUACUCCCGCCCGAGCUAUGCAGCUUCACUGCUCAUGCAAUAAAUCAACGGACGGCGGCGCAUCCGCGCAGUC